Plasmopara halstedii is the source of this 4101-nucleotide messenger RNA. Its product is annotated as Molecular chaperone (DnaJ superfamily). The record is from RefSeq and is a predicted model, not a curated record. The transcript has 3 exons. Lineage: Eukaryota; Oomycota; Peronosporomycetes; Peronosporales; Peronosporaceae. The coding region runs from base 1 to 4101 and encodes 1366 amino acids. Gene Ontology annotation, molecular function: protein binding.
AUGGUACGGCUUGUGGAAUACUCUGCGAGCUCUGACGAAGACCGCGAUGUGCGAUCUGAUGAUGGCAGUCAAUGGUCAUCCUUUGGUGAAAUUCCAUCGAGCCCAAGUGACUCACUUUCGUAUCCCAUGCCAUCACCAGAGAGUGACGAAGACGACGAAGACUACGCGCCUUCCGAGUCGUCGCUGGCUGACGCGAGCUCAGUCACGAGCUCUGUGGAUACAGAUGAUUUGGAUCCCGAUCGACAAAUAGACGAUCAACAGUUGGAGAUGAUGGAGGAUGAUGGCAAGCAAGAUACAUUUGAUAGAUCAGUGCAAGACAAUGUUAUUGAUGUGACUCAACAGGACCAGAGUAGGGUCUUUUACGCCUGGAAGGACCUUAAUGCAGCCUUUGACAACGAUAUGUUCAAAAGACGUAGUAUACAGAUAGAAAUGAAUGCUAAGAAUUUGAAAGAAGAGAAGCAGACGGAGAAAUCGAAAGCCAAUUUUUGGAAUAUGGAAACGAACACAUGGAGUUCUCAAACAACUUUUGUUCCCGGUAUCGUAGACAAGAAACCACGAGUGCGUCGACGAGCUUCUAAAAUGCAUCCUCACUUUACUGGUGUUUCACCCAGAUUCUCAACGCUAAAUACCGAAGAUCAUCAUACUACAUUGCAAAGUGACAAAUCUACAAAUUUCGUUGUCGAAAACUCGUCAAAAAUGUCGUUUGGGGGCAAAGUGAGCGUUAAAAUGAAUACAAUGGAUGAAAAUGUAUCGGAAACGACUUGUACAGAACAGAAGCCUGCGUUCAAGUCACCGUUUGGUUCGUUUGAUAACGAGAAUUUUGUCAAGAGUAUGCGCUUUCAAAGCUCUUGUGUACCAAGUGCUUCUUGUGCAUCUGAUAUUCCGAUCAGUGAUGGACCUGGUUUUGCUGAAGUUGAAAUGCCAUAUAAGUUUGCAGAACAUGGCAAUACCAACGUCUUUUCGACAAAAGUUAGAAGUGCUCAAGAGCAAAAUGAUACGGAUAUGAAUUCUCCAAGAGCUCAUUCUGCUACACGAUUGUCGAGUGGUGGUGAAUUUUUGUUUGGACAAGCGUAUAAGAAUCGACUCUCGUUUGCUUCAUUCACGCAAAAGCAGAAUGAAACGACCUCUUCAAUUGGAAUAGCUACAAAUUUUGCGAUGGCAGCAUCCGAAUUUUUGGACAAAUCAAAGUCAUUUAUGCAUGAGACAUUAAGGGAAACAGUUGAUGCUGAUAAUAAAGCUGCAAAUCCGUCAGUAUUGUUUACGACUGGUGUUGCUGGGCCAACUACGCAUCGCCGCAGAAAGAUAAGCAGUACAAGUUCAGGAAGCUGCGCAAAUGUUUUACCAACACAUAAUUUGUCAACAGCUUCGACAUUUGGCAAAUCAGUUCUGCCGACAGCAACAGCCUUUCGGGAAAGACCAGCUGUACCUUCUGGGGCUGUGUUUGACUUUUCAAAAGCUGAAGCACCUGCUCACGCUAAAGAAGUGACCUCUGCGAUACCCACAACGCAGCCAUUUACCAGCUCCUUUUUAUUUGGGGACUUGAAAGCUGUUACCUCUCAAGCACUUGAUCCUCUUUCCUACCAGACUUGCAAAGAUACAUUCGUUAGUACAUCUUUGGGUCAAACAACGUCAAAUAUCGUUUCUAGCGGACAGUAUAUGUUUCAAAGCGAUCCUAUUCAGACUCCAUUUCAAUUUGGAGAGACAAAAGUGCAGGCUGAAACAGCCACUUUUCCGUUGACUGAUCUGCAGCGUGCCAGUAUGUCAACUUUAAACUCUAAUAACUUUCAAAUUGGUUGCUCGGACACAAAACAGACUGCACGAAUCCGUUCCAGGAAGGCUGGAAUGUUUAGCAAUAAAAUUAACCUAAAGAAAGAUGCUAAAGUCGGCUUGAAUGAGCCAGAACCAUCGCCAGGGUUUUCUUUCUCAUCUCCAGCAGAGCCAUUUCCUUUUAGUACGCACGAAAGACGCAGUCGCAAGAAUGCUCGUCUUCGUCAGUCUGGACGAAAUAUUCCUGCAGAUCCGUUUGUAACAACAACCUGUCAGCCUUUUACACUUACAAAAGAAGAUCAGCCUCAAUCGAAUGCAGCAGAACCGAUUUCGUGGAAAAAGUUCUCUUCUGUCGCUGACUCUUCUUCAAGUGUUAGUGCUGAUUCAGUUGGUUCUCGUGGCGUCUUUCGAACACAAGAGCGAGCAAUCGAUCAAGACUUUAAUGCUCUAUCGAAUGAAGCACUGAAUGUAUCAUCUCAAUCAUCCAAACGUAAUCAAGAUACAACGCGUCCUGCGUUUGCUGGUCCACGACGCAUUCUUCGCGCUGCACUUCGAAACGUUGGAACACGUACGGAGCGAACGCAAUCAGCUUCACCUAGUAUGACCAAAUGUGCGGGAGGUGACGCUAAUAUGGAUAGUGAAGACGAGCGUGACUGGGAAGAGUUAAAGCGUCUUGGGAAUGUUGCACACUGCGCAAGAGAAUUUCAAGAUGCUGCUGAGUUUUACCGUCAAAGUAUUGAAGUUCUCGACUCGCUUCUUUAUCAUGAAGAGGUAGAAGAUUCGCCCGAAAUACGAACUGACAAGGCUAAACUCCAUGCAAAUCGAGCGGCAUCCUUGCUGAUGCUAAUGCAAAUUACGGAAGCUCAGCACGAAUGCAGGCGUUCGAUUGAAGUGGACAAAUCAUACGCUAGUGCGUACCUUCGACUAGGAAGAAUUCAGGUAUUACUUGGCGAUACUGCCAACGCACAAGCAAAUUUAAGUACUGCGAAACAACUGAUGGAAGGUCAUAAUAGCGAAGUCAAACCAGGGGAUAAAGCAGAUCGUGCUUCGCUAAUUAAGAUGGAAGCCAAAAUUAAGAAAUUGGUGCUGCUCCAAAGUGAGAUCAAGUGGUACGUCGACAAUGGAGACCAUGAUCAAGCUCUCAUACACACCGACAAUGCCUUAGCUCUUGCGCCGAGAAGUCGGAAGCUACAGGUUCAGAAAGCUCAAAUUUUGCUUCGUCAAAGAAAACUCGACAGUCUCAUUCAGUUUUGUUACUUUAUUAUCGAGAAACACCAAGAAACACAGCGAAAAAUGACUCGUGACGUUCAUAGCGGUGAUAAGAUCUCAAAUGAUGAAACAAUAGAGAAGAUCACUAUUCUUGGCAUUGAUCUGGGCCUUUUGUGGGCAACUACGUUGCAUUAUCAGGAUAAAGUUGACGAGGCUGUGCAAGUUCUUCAAGCUUUGGAAGCUGUGGCUCCUUGCAGUUCACACGUGAUUCAACUUAAGCGGCAAUGGCAGGAUAUGAAACAGCUAAAGUCCAAUGGAAAUGAACACUUUAAUCGAGGAGAAUACCAAGAAGCAGUACGUUAUUACUCGGAGGCAGUACUGAUUGAUCCUCAGCAUCAAGAGUUUUGCGCGAUAAUUUAUUGCAAUCGUGCUGCUGCUCAAAUGGGUUUGAAAAGGCAUCAUACCGCAAUUCUGGACUGUAAUGAAGCGUUGCAACGAAAGCCAGAAUACCCUCGUGCGUUGCUUCGCCGAGCUCGUUGUCAUGCAGUUUUGGAGAUGUAUCAUGAAGCUGUGAAAGAUUUUGAUCGGUACUUGCAGGAACAAUCUAGUGAGAGACGUGUUGACACCACGGAUGACGUUCGUAGUGAGCGGAAUGAGGCGAAAGCUGCAAUUGCUAGAGCUUGUGAAGAAGCUAAACGACGAGAAGCGGCAAAGAAGCGCGCUGAGCGGGAGCAACGCGAAGAACAUCAGAGACGCUCAAACCGGUGGGAAAACUCGUCGUGGGGAUUCCAAGAUAAUUUUCGGAAUGGCUCGAGCACUAAUGACAAUGGUAGGAAUCAAUCCUCUCAUAACAGCGGGCGAUCGUCAUUCAUGGCGCGAAAAAGUCAGCGUCGUACGCACUACGACGUGCUAGGAAUCGAGAAGAAAGCGUCAGACGACGAGAUUCGAAAGGCAUAUCGCAAGCUAGCGCUCGUGUAUCAUCCAGAUAAAGCAAAAACUUCGACACACGCAGAAUUGUUCAAAGAGAUGACAGCUGCGUACAACGUGCUAUCUGAUGGUUGCGCUCGCUCCAAGUACGACCGAGAGUUGAUGUAUAACAGAUUUGGCACAUUUUACGAAGAUUAA